Molecule: messenger RNA, 2450 nt
Organism: Branchiostoma floridae (Florida lancelet)
Lineage: Eukaryota; Metazoa; Chordata; Leptocardii; Amphioxiformes; Branchiostomatidae
Product: E3 ubiquitin-protein ligase TRIM32-like
Exons: 3
Coding region: 43-1827 (594 amino acids)
Biological process (GO): proteasome-mediated ubiquitin-dependent protein catabolic process; negative regulation of translation; regulation of apoptotic process
Molecular function (GO): zinc ion binding; protein binding; ubiquitin protein ligase activity
Source: RefSeq, a predicted model, not a curated record
CACGUACUAACCUGUACGUGGCAGAACCUCCCACUUGACAAGAUGGCGUCUGAACUAGAACUACUGAAGUCCAACAGGGAGGAGCUUGUGGGAAAGAUUCGGUUCGUUAAACCGUUCCUAGACAGGCUGCUCCAGCACGGUGAGAUAGUUCAGGAGGAGUACGACACUGUUGUGGUGGAGAAGACGCCACAGGACCAGGCUAGAGCUUUGCUGGAUGUGGUGGCGGCGAAGGGCCGAGGGGCUUUCCGCCAUUUUCGAGAACACCUGAAGAAAGUCAACCCAGAACUUGAGGAAGUGUUGCACAGGUGUGCAAAACACAACCUGCGCCUGAAGUUAUACUGUGAGGAAUGUGGGACGAUGCUGUGCCGCCCUUGUCGCUCGGAAGACCACAUAGAUCACAGAUGCACAUCUCUAGUGGCAGAUGGAGAAGCCAUCCGCCGCGAGUUCACAGCCUUCAAGAGAGAAAACCGAAAGAUCCUCAUUGAGCAGAAAAAAGAGGCUGAGGGUAAUGAUGUCGAAAACAUGCAAAGGGAAGCAAACGAGAGAGCGGAGGCUCUCAAAGAGAAGCUUUGUACAAAGAUAGAGGAGGAACGUCGCUGGUUUCUCAAGCAACUCGGCGACGACAGCGUCACACUAAGCCCUGCACUAAGUGUUUCAAGUAUUGCUGAUUCGGGAAGCGUGGCGGGAUCAGAGACAAACGACAUCUCAGAAUGCGGUGACCCAUCAACCACUCCUCUUUCAUUUUCUUCAGCUGCAAAGGAAAACAAACAGCUGAACGAUGAUGAUGAUGAUGGGGCAUGUGUUACAGAAGACCAGACAACUCUGUGUGAUGAUUUGCAGGCCGUUCAACUUGACGUAGACGAGAGCUUGGAUCUGUUGGAAGACAUUUCCUUGCCAUUUGACGAUAACACAAGAAACGCAGUGAUUGGCCUACAGGCACCAUCGCAGUUUCCUACAAUAGACUUCCUCUUCUCAUUUGGAGGAUUUGGAGCAGGAGAAGGGCAAUUCAACUUCCCCAAAGGUCUGACAAUCUGCCACCAAGAAAGAAUCAUUGUAGCUGACUCAGCAAAUAAUCGGGUUCAGCUAUUCGACAUUAAUGGGAAAUGGCAGAGUGUGAUACCAGCAAGUGAACGUGGGAUGAUGUCUCCAAGCUGUGUGACGCUUCGCUCUUUGCCUUUCUAUCCGCGUGGAGACAUAAUUGUCAGUUGCCCUGGUAGGGGAGAAGUGCGUAAGUUACCUCUAAACUCAAAGAAGUCUUAUAUAAAACUACGGGUGGCAGAGUGCUGGGGUGUGGCUGCUUUGGACAGAGGUCAAACAAUGUUGGUGUCUGAAUGUGAGCAUAACACUGUUUCUGCAUACAAAAGGUCAACGAAUGAUAAUACUGGACCUGGACGGAUAAGGUACAUAAAGACUAACACGUUUGAGAGACCAUUUCAUAUGCCCCGGAACAUCAACACAGAUGGGUUUGCGAACGUCUACGUUUCUGACAUUGGCGAUGGCACAGUCAAAGUCCUGGACACGGAAGGACACUUGAAAGUCAUCAUUGGCAAGGAAAUUCUCCGGUAUCCUACUGGAGUUUGCGUUGACAAAUUGGGAAAUACAAUCGUUGCGGAUGCCGAGAGAAACACAUUGGAAAUCUUUGCAAGUGAAGGGCAUCAUUUGAACACCCUUAUUUCUGAGGGUCUAAAGAGCCCACAGGAGAUUGCUCUGACACCAGACGGGACUAAGCUGGUCCUUGUGGAUGGCGGAAACCAUCGUGUAAUGGUCUACAGGUACAACCAAGCUCAAGACAAAGAUGUUCUCUCAAACAAGCACAUAAGGGACUAACAAACAAGACAACAAAGUACUCAGACACUAACCUUUCCUCGCGGUUGGACAUUAUUGGAAGAAGGAGAAGUGUUUUUUUGUGAUACAGAUAGAGCUGUAAUUAUCUGAAACUUGUCGGAAGAGAAAUUAAACAUAGGUGCAACAUAAUUUUAUUUAACAUUCAUAAGGCAAUGCUUAAAAUAGUACAUAACACAUAUUAUAGUCAGUUGAAAUAUGACCAAAGUAAGAGUAAAGAUACAUUUGCAUUUUGCUGAACAGUGCAGUAACAAAUACUAACAUAACCUUAGAAUGAGUGGCCUCAAGCUGGAAAUCUUACAUGUAGUUUCCUUACUAUUAGCAUGGCAGUGUGUUCUUCACUUUUUUACAUACUUUCAGUCAGUUACUAUUGCAUUUCUGACAUCCAUAAAAAAACAGUGCAUGUAAAAAAGCUGUUAUUCUUUUCCUCACAACGUCAUUACUUUAAAGACAGUUGUUACAACACUAUGCCUUUUUGUACAAAGUGGUGUCCAUUUUUCCUUGCCAGUUUUGAUGUGUACAAAGAUCUGGACAAUUCCAUACACAGUGAUGAAUGAAAAAUUUAACUUGUGUACAACACUACAAGUUAGAAAGGCCAUGACAUGGUA